Messenger RNA from Plenodomus lingam JN3, 732 nucleotides. RefSeq lists its product as uncharacterized. The record is from RefSeq and is a predicted model, not a curated record. NCBI's taxonomy places the organism in Eukaryota, Fungi, Ascomycota, Dothideomycetes, Pleosporales, Leptosphaeriaceae.
AUGUCUCACUUCCACCUGACUCACACUCACACUCGUGAGCACACUCCUGACUACGAUACACAUCACUUGCAGCCUGUCCACCACAAAGACUCCAAAUACUCACGCAGAAUCACACUAUCGGAUGAUUCAGAUGACGGCCAUGACGACUACCCCUACUCGUCUUCCCAGAAACUCCAGCGUACCUCCCACACCCUUGCCCUCCGUAACCAACCCUCCCAGCUCGAGCGCUUCAACAUCUGGUCCGACAUCGACCGCCGCGACGCACAAUCCGACGACGAAGACGCCCGUCGUAGAAGCUAUGAGCGGCGCACUGUAUACAAGUACACUACUACUACUCCCACCCACCGCCACUACUCCAAAGACAAGGACGAUGUCUACGAAUCUGAUGGGCGGGACUUCCAACUUAAGAUCCAAGCUGAGUUUACGCGGCCAAAACCUUCGCAAGACUACCACCCUCAACAUCUUCAUCUUCAUCACCAUGAGACCACGGAUAUCUGGCCAACAGAUGUUGUGCAUCGCAAGGAGAAGUGGGUUGAUGAGGACUGGGAGAUGCGGGAGCGAUCGCUCUUGAGGGCAUGGAGGAGGGAGAGUGACUUCUGGGGCGAUGAAACUGAAGGGAAGGCAACAGAGAAGAAUAUUUGGAGGAGGUAUCAUAAAGUGAAGAGCAUGAAGACUGAGAAGCUUGUACCUUUGAGUGGGUGGAGGAGGAGUAAGAUUGUGUUUGGGUCGUGA